AUGCUGGCCAACCUUUUAAGGCGAUUGAGAGGGGACCCGGUGGGGGUCCCGGGCGUCAUUUACAGCGACCAGAUCGAAAUUGACAUGGAACUGGAGCAGCAUCGCUCGGUGCACUGGCUUGGGGAGUUGCGCAACGUCCGGAUGGAGACGGUCCCGCACCAACUUGUCGAGGCCGACGCCGCUCAGCAGCAUACCAUCCCCGGCCCUGAGGACCAACCCUACACCUUUUGGGAACGCCUUGGGCUGGUGCCGGUUCACCCUUCACGGGUUCGCGCUCGCCAGCACUACCACCCUAUAACGGAUUUUGCUCUGUAUGACUACGACGAGAUUUCGCCAGAGGAGAAGGAGCUGACGGCACGGUGGAUAGUCCGGGUGAUGACCUUCAACACCGCGGUCCCAGCUGGCAUCCUCGCCGCCGCGGGCUGCCUUUUUCUGCCCUUCCACACGGUUUACCGGAUGCCCCUUCUCGUGGCCUCCGCCGUCACCGGUGUGGGGGUUGAGAUAACCCGAUCCUAUAUGUCCGCCUUGAAGGAAAGGCAGGAUCUAGAUGACUUUAUUCUGGCAAAGGAGAUUUGGUAUAUAAAAAAUGUCGAGACCUACCAUCUCGGGAUUCCUCGCAUACCACGUGGGCGAGAGGAUGAAUAUCAGUCAUACCUUGAUUCAAGUAAAUUAUCCCAAACAAGGGAACUACCACAGGAGUUGUUAGACAGUUUGCAUUUUUAG
Phytomonas sp. Hart1 is the source of this 723-nucleotide messenger RNA. The record is from the annotation of a GenBank genome assembly. NCBI's taxonomy places the organism in Eukaryota, Euglenozoa, Kinetoplastea, Trypanosomatida, Trypanosomatidae.